This is a messenger RNA of Funneliformis geosporum, 1083 nucleotides long. Lineage: Eukaryota; Fungi; Glomeromycota; Glomeromycetes; Glomerales; Glomeraceae. The record is from the annotation of a GenBank genome assembly.
AUGCCAAGCAAACAAUGUCAAGAAUGUAAAGAAAUAAAAAACCUGAGUGAACUAAGCGCUAAACUUGAAAUUUGUCAGAGUUGUCGAACUUGUGAAAAUUGUAAUGGAGUAAUAAACGAUGGAAUCUUAUAUUAUACGCUAGAUGAAAGUUAUAAAGAAAAAUUAACCCGUUGUCAUUUUUGUUUAAGCAAAGGAGAUAGAUACCGACAACUUCGUCAUUAUGACCUCGACAGAUUAUUGAGAGAAGCCCGACAACAUAUGAACAGAAAUAACAAUAUAUUUAAUAAAAAAGACGUAGAAAAUAAACUAAAAGAUUUUAAAGAAGGGCAAGAUUAUUCGGUUUCUCCGACUGAUGAUGGAAAACAAAUUUAUAAUUUUUCCUCUGAUGAAUUAAAAAAUUUUUGGGGUGAUGACCGAAUUGUAGUUAAUCGAGUGGUGGAAACCGACAGUAAUAAAGAUUACAAUUAUUACGGACAAUUUGAAAAUUAUCAAGAUGGUAGUUAUCGGAGUUUUCAAGACCCAGAAGCGAUAGGUGAAAGUUUAGAACAGGGAAAGAUUAGUGAAAAACACAGAGUUCAAGAUAACAGUGGUUUCCAACCAACUUGUUGCCAUGGCUGUGCCGAAAACUUCCAAGGUAAAAGGGAUGGAGAAAUUAUUAAAUCUGGUUCAGAUGAGUAUUUCCGAAGAGAUCCACAACAAAGAGGUCGAAUGGGAAGAAACGAAAAAGGAAGUUUUAUAACUGAUAAAGAAGAAAAUGGCGAUACCCACUCUGAUUUGCGAAAAGAAAACCGAGAUUUACGUCAACAAUUAUCAGAAGUCCAAAAACAAUUAGCCGAAGUUUUAGAGGAGUUGAAAAAGUUAAAGAGUGAGGUAAAAGGUAAGGAAAGCGAAAAGUUGAGUCAGCAAAUAGUUCAAAAUGAAAGGUUGGUGAAAGAAAACCAAAAUAUUUCGGUGGCUGAGGUUCAAGAGCAAGUUAAUAAAUCACAAGCGUUAAUGAAAGAGUUUAAAAAUGUUUCCUCAACCAAGGAUAAUAAAGGGGACAGUGUGCUUCCUUAUGUAAUUGGUGGUUCGGUAAUUUUGGCG